This is a messenger RNA of Anopheles cruzii, 1349 nucleotides long. RefSeq names its product peptidoglycan-recognition protein LA-like. Gene Ontology annotation, molecular function: N-acetylmuramoyl-L-alanine amidase activity; zinc ion binding. The transcript is spliced from 5 exons. The record is from RefSeq and is a predicted model, not a curated record. Lineage: Eukaryota; Metazoa; Arthropoda; Insecta; Diptera; Culicidae. Gene Ontology annotation, biological process: peptidoglycan catabolic process. Bases 1 to 1218 code for a protein of 405 amino acids.
AUGGAGAACAGUGAUACGUCAACGACCUCACCAAUGCCGGAAUCGGUAGCGGCUGCCCUAACGCGCAUACAUCCGCGGUACAACAAUUUUCAGCAGCACAACUCCAUGCCUGCUGGUCCGCAAACACUUGGGGCAAGGUACGAGCAAACCGCAAACAAUCCGGGCAUUCCUGGAAACCAUCAGAACGGUAUGACGCCAAGCGGCACUACGACCGAUGGCUUACAACCGGCAGCUACGAGCGUGAUCAACUUAUCGAACUCUAGCGACGUGGUAAUUGGGCCCAUGACACACUACCAGUACCAAGGUGCCGUUACUAUCUAUCAGUAUAUGGAUGCAACCGUAGAAGCCAGUAGAGUUGCAACUGGCCGCAACAACCAGAACCGGAGCUUGCCUUCAACGGUACCAUCCACUCUGCGCCAGGAACGUUACUUCAUCUACGGAGCCCUGAUUUUUUUUGCCAUCAUUGGAUUCUCGUCUGCAAUUUAUGUCAUUAUCAAUCAGACCCGCACGGCAAGUGACCUUACGCCAUCGCAAGACAUUAACUUCGAUCGUAACUAUGAUUCGCGAACCAUACCGACCCUUGGCAACAGUCACAUGAUCAUCGACCGCCGUAACUGGGGUUCCCAGGAUGAUGUUUCCGCAUCCGUUCAACUUAAACGACCCAUUUCGUAUGUUAUCGUAACUCACAUAGGCGUUAGUUCGAAAUCAUGCACAGACGUGUACCAGUGCUCAAAUAAGUUGCGUAUCCUGCAGGAUGCGGCCAUUGGUGAAAGACAUCUACCGGACCUGCCGAGCAACUUCUAUAUCGGUGGCGACGGAAACGUUUACGUUGGACGCGGUUGGAGGAUAGCUAACUCGUACCACAAUCGUACACUAUCGGUUUGCUUUAUGGGAGACUACAAUCGCCACGACGCCAAUGAUUCUCAGAUCUCUGCCCUGCAACACUUGCUCACUUACGGCGUCGUACAGAAUUCGCUCGCUACAGACUACAAACUCGUGGGACGCCAGCAGACAAAGAACACAACGAGCCCAGGAAAUUUACUAUACGCCAAAAUUGUACGCCUGUCUCGCUGGGACCCGUGUGGCACUCAAGGAUAUUCUCACUGUGGAGCUGAACUGGGAUAUCCCGCUGUUUGGGACGAAGAAAGGCUCUUUAAUGAACGGAACGGAAUUACAAUUCACAUGAUCGGCACGCGAAAAACAACCGAAGAGGAAUGAAUUUCAACCACAAAUGGUGUGGCAUUCUAGUCUAGUCUAGAUUGGAUUUCGGAAAGCGUAGUUAAAUGGUAGCAGAUUCAGCAAUCGGAAUUUUAUUGUACAUUAUUGUAAAUGACUGUAUAAAAUCAAUA